CUCGGUCCUGCAUGAGGCUGAUCAGGGUCAACUGCAAACCUGAACAGAAUACAGGCAGUCCUCCGAUUUACAACACGAUUGGUUCCUGAAAACUAUGUCUUAAGUUGAAACAUUGUAACUCAGAACCAAUUUUCCCAUAGGAAUAAUGUUAUAAAUGGGGGAUUGGUUCCUGAACCAAGGCCCGAUACCUUAUUUUCACCAAAAACAACCCAGAAUUUUGUACUCAAUCAAUCAUACAUGAAUGUAGCUAUGUUACUCAUCUGUUUAUGUUGUAAAUAGAAAUCAUAUUGAUUUGGAAGGACUUCUUUGAGGUUUCAUAGUUGGUAGGGUAAGAAGGGACCUGAGCAGAUCAUAAAGUCCAACCCCCUGCCAUGGCAGGAAAAAGUACUGGGGUCAAACGACCCCAGCAAGGUGUUUGUCUAACCUCCUCUUAAAGACCCCCAGGGUAGGAGCCAGUACCACUUCGCUUGGAAGUUGGUUCCAGGUCGUAGCCCACCCUGACUGUGAAGUAGCAACUCCUGAUGUCUAGUCUGACAUGACUUUGCUGGACUUGGGUGUUACUAUUGUAAAACCUAUAGUCUAUGGAAAUGUUGCGCGAUACUUUGGAAAGAAAAGAGAGGAAGAUGGUCAUACUCAUCAAUGGACAGUUUACGUGAAGCCUUACAGAAAUGAGGAUAUGUCUGCUUAUGUGAAGAAAAUUCAAUUCAAGUUACAUGAAAGCUACGGGAAUCCUUUAAGAGUUGUUACCAAACCGCCAUAUGAAAUUACUGAAACAGGUUGGGGGGAAUUUGAAAUCAUCAUUAAGAUAUUUUUUAUUGAUCCCAAUGAAAGGCCUGUAACUUUGUAUCAUUUGCUGAAGCUAUUUCAAUCUGAUACCAAUGCAAUACUGGGGAAGAAAACUGUGGUUUCUGAAUUUUAUGAUGAAAUGAUAUUUCAAGAUCCUACUGCUAUGAUGCAGCAGCUGUUGACAACCUCUCGUCAGCUGACACUAGGAGCUUAUAAACAUGAGACUGAGUUUGCAGAUCUUGAAGUUAAAACCAGAGAAAAGCUGGAAGCUGCCAAAAAGAAAACCAGUUUUGAAAUAGCUGAGCUUAAAGAAAGAUUAAAAGCAAGCCGUGAAACUAUCAACUGUUUAAAGAAUGAAAUUAGGAAACUUGAAGAAGAUGAUCAGUCUAAAGAUAUCUAACAAGCAUCAACUUGAUAAAGACAUUAAACUGAAACUUAAGGGACUUUGAUUCUGGAAUCACAUUAACACUUUCUCUCUCUCUUUUGUGGAGGGAACUACAUACAGUUUCAUUAAUGAAUUUCAUUUGAAAAAUGUGGGAUUUAGCUUUAUACAUGAGCAAAUAAAAUUACACUUUUGUAGCUUAAAAUGCUGUGGAUAUUUUGCAAUAUUAUUUUAAAGCAAGUUUCUGAGAUCAAACUUUAAAAAAAUAUAUUUAAAUUCAGUAUGAUAACUUUGCAGUAAGACUUGAUAGCUUAUUGUGAUUUUUUUUUUUUCUUUUUACGGUAAUAUUAAAUUGUCAAACUGGA
Messenger RNA from Alligator mississippiensis (American alligator), 1533 nucleotides. RefSeq names its product YEATS domain containing 4 (gene YEATS4). The record is from RefSeq and is a predicted model, not a curated record. The transcript is spliced from 7 exons. The coding region runs from base 536 to 1186 and encodes 216 amino acids. Gene Ontology annotation, biological process: regulation of DNA-templated transcription. NCBI's taxonomy places the organism in Eukaryota, Metazoa, Chordata, Crocodylia, Alligatoridae.